AGAUUCUCUAGGAGUAAAGUAACUAAUUUGCUUUUCUACUACAGGGCAAUAUAACCGACUAAGACUCUCUCGAUCCAUGGUUUUUCAAGGCACACUUCCUAAGUAAUUAAGUUCUAGAGAGAUUAAGCAAGCAGAAACUUUUAAAACGGGAAUCACAUUCCAGAUCUAUUAAGUAUGCACACAUGGAUAAUCCAAGUGUCCUAUCCUUAAGUACAGAACGAUACUGAAAAACAGGAUUUUUAAAAGGAAGAAGGUAUACACUGCUGCCUUGGGUUUAAUACUUCUGAACCUUAAUAUAUUCAACAGAAGAUGAAAGACCGCCUUCAAGAGCUUAAACUGAGAGCAAAGGAACUACAAUUAUUUGAAGAGAACAAUCGUGUUGUUAAUGCUAUUAGAGAGGAACAAGGAGAAUUUGAACAAGCAGCUGUUAUUUUUGAAAAGGAACCCAUAACUGAAAGGUACUUGCAUGAAAUACAACAACUUCAUAAUGAUAUUAAUCAUUUGGCAACGGAUGUUCAAAAGUUUAGUCGGCAGCAGAAAAGUUUGAUGGCUUCCAUGAGAAGAUUCAGUGUGCUUAAAAAAGAAAGCAGCAAUACAAAAGCAAUUAAAGCUCAAGCAGAGCAUAUUAAUAAGGGCUUGGAUGAUCUUUCAAAAAUAGUGAAGAGAGAAGAAAAAGAACAUAGCUCAUCACCUGCCCUUAGAAGGGUCCUCAGUUCUCAGCGUGCAGUCCUCUUCCAUCGUUUUCAAAAUAUAAUGAUUAUGUACAAUAAUGCCAUAACAACCAAACAAGAAAAAUGUAAGGAUUUCAUUAUGCGUCAGUUGGAAGUGGCAGGAAAAGAAGUAUCAGAGGAAGAACUAAAUAAUAUGGUUGAACAAGGGAAAUGGGAAAUCUUCAAUGAAAAUCUGCUUACAGAGGUCAAGAUUACUAAAGGCCAGUUAUCUGAGAUUGAACAAAGACACCGAGAACUAGUCAGUCUGGAAAAUCAAGUGAAAGACUUAAAAGGCCUUUUUUUUCAAAUCUCACUUUUGGUAGAUGAACAAGGUGAAAUGAUCAACAGCAUUGAAAUGGAAAUCAUUAAUACUCAGGAUUAUGUCCAAAUGUCAAGAGAAAAGUUCAGGCUAGCAGCUAAGUAUCGAAAAAAGAAUCCAUGCAAAGCACUGUGCUGUUGGUGCUGCUCUUGUUGCAAAUGAUUUGUCUUCUGGGCAAUUAAAACUGAAGAGCUGAUCCAUAAAAUACUGAAUAGGACUAAACAUAUCACAGAGAAAGUGGAUUUGCUGUACUACUAAGAAUAUAUACAUUUUUUUUCACAUGAUAUUUGCUUUCCUUAGUUACAUGUCUCUAAUGCAGAAUGUGCUGAAGAAUUUCAGAAGAAAUCACUACACCUUGAAAAUAAGAAAAGGGAUCAAAUGCAAGGAUCUUGCCAAUGUUCGCCAUGGACCAUUAUACCUUGGUAGCUGAGUAAUUCCUUGUUACACUGUGAAGAGGGGAAUAGUCUUGUCCUUUCCACAUGCUGCUUUAAAAACAUGAAUGUGACACAAAGGAGUAUUAUUAUCAAUUCAUUAUGAUGUUACAGGUACCAGUGAAGCAUCUGUUUGAGACACGACUGUACUGUCAUAUUUAAUUUUAGCCAAGUUCCCUGGAAUUAAAUGCAUCUUCCUAGCAAUUUUGUUUAACUAGUUUGGAUAAAGAAAAACUGCAAACCUACUGUAACAUAAGUUACGGUGUACAGGAAGUCUUCAGCUUACAUCCAUUUGUUCAGCAACUGUUCAAAUUUAUGUCCUCCAGCCUCCAGCCAUCUCAGUACCCCUGAGGUCAUGUGUUUACAAUCCAAGCAGGCACUUGGAUGUCCGGCUUAUGAUUAUAUGUCAUGUGAUCACAUUUGUGAGCUUCCUUGCUGGUUUCCCACAAGCAAUAUCAAUGGGAAAGCUGGCAGAGAAGAUUGCAAGUCGCUCCAGUAAGAUCCCCCAGUUCACCUGCAUCUAUGCGGCACGUUCUAAGAUUUUCCUGCAGUCAUAAAGGGCUACAUCCUGUGACUGCGUCACUUAGAGAUGGCAAUUUCAGUUGAAAUCAUAACCCCAAGACAUGCAGUCAUUAAACAGGAAGUGGUGGGAAUCCCAAGGGGGGAAGUCAGGAGAGAGCUUGGGAGACCCAAUGCAGGAGUGCUAUGAGAGGCUGGGGGAAGCUGAAGAUGUCUUGAGGGUUCCAGCAUAAGCUGAGCAUGAAUUGAGGGAGGCACAGUGGGGGUUCAGUGCAAGCUACAUAUGAGUUAGGACAGGGCUUAGGAAACCCAGUGUAGGCUACAAAUGAGCUGGAGGAUGAGGGGGUAAUGGCAAAGGCUGCACAUGUGUAGGGCGGCUUACCCAAGUGACUUGCUAUCUUCCCUGCUGCAUUCCCAAUGGAUUUUGCUUGUCAGAACCUGCAUGAAAUAUCAUAAAUGGCAAUCACACGACUAUAGAUCCCUGUGACAUCAUAAUUGUGAGCCUGGUUCCUUAGCACCUAAUGGCGAUCAUGAGACUGUAAUGGUGCUGUAAUGGCUAUGGUAAAAAGCAUUGUAGACUUCCCUGUCUAUGUAUGCCAUACCCUUAAAAAAAAAAAAAACUGGCACUGCAUGCAAAGGUUUAAAAAAAUAUAAAUAAUAAGAUUAAUCUCUCUCUGUCUUUAUGUAUGCAAUAGAUUUCAGCAAACUCAGGAUUCUUUUACUUUUAAAAAUCCUUCCUCACAGUUUUUCCAUUAUGGAAAGUCUCCAAAUAUUUGAAAUAUAUUUUAUUAUGGUAAUAUUGAAAAAGACCUCUUUUAAGAAAUAAUCAUUUUGUAUUAAUGAUAUUAUACUCCUUGAGUACCAGCUAUUCAUUGUAAAAAUUAAGCACAACUGUGGAGCACAAACCAAAGCCUUGUAUGAAUGGUCAUGUCAUUAUAAAAUUAUUUUAUUCAGUUUGGAAAAUAUACUCUGUCUCUAAGUAAAUCACAACAGAAUAAUCUGGGCAAGCAUACAAAUAUCCCCCAAAAAACCAGUAAGUGUGUUAACAGUAUGUACUAAAAAGGAAGAGGAGAAGAGGAAAUUAGGCAUAAUUACAAGUAGUCUUGAGAAAUGACAGGCCACUUAACAACAGUUCAUAGUUAAGGCUCACACUCCAAAACUAUAUAUGACCUGUUUCAAAGUUAUACAGUUUGCAGUGCCACCGUAGUCAUGCACUUUAUGACAGACCACAGGGAUCCUGCAGUCCUUCCACCUCUCUUCCCCCCCCCCCACACACCACCACGACCAUCCUGCCCGAUGGGACCUACAGCACUUGGGCCUGCUCCCCAAGCCUCCUGGAAGUAGUCACCAUUUUUAGGGCCCCGACAAUUCCUUGGCAGCUGCUUUCAGAGCUUUGUGUUCCAAUCAGCUGGCCAGCGGAAGGCUGCAAAGCCCUCCUGUCUCUUGCUUGGCUUUGGAAGCUGGCCUUUGCCUGAAAGGCAGCUUCAGGAUAAGGUUCCCAAAAACCUUUCUCUUGCUUCACCCUCCCCCCCCCCCCCCCAGAAAGCCACAUUUCUUCAAUAUAAAACAGAAAAAGAUGGAAGGAAUGGACUUGCUGAUCUUCCCUCCUCACUAAAUGCUCUCUCUACUCUCCAAUCUCUAACCCUUUUAAAAAUCUAAUCUUGACUCCAGCUAAAGAAUAGAGGAACAAAGUGACCAAGAAAAGAAAAUCUUUCGGCAGCUUUCUCUAUUGAACUGAAAAAAAAGUCCUCUCACAGUUGUGCAAUGAAAUGGAGGAUGCUGGAUCCUUGCAAGCUUUAGCUGUCAUUCUGAGCUAUAGAGCUCAGGUAGGAAUUAAAAGAUAGAUUAUAGACUGUCCUAUAUAGGCAGUCAUGUGGACAGCUAAAGCUUAUAAAGACCCAGUGUCCUCCAGUUUGUUGCACAACUUUUAGAGAUGUUUUUUUUUUUUUAAGUUUCAUGGCUGGCCAUUACUUGAGGUAGUUCAUUUACCGUUGCUAAGCUCCGUUAAAGCCAUAACUCAGACUAUCUGUAUUCAAGAAGUUCUCUUUUGCAAGGAAGUUAACUUUCAUGCUAUCAGUCACCUCUGCUGUUGGUUGUCAAUCGUAUUUCACAAAUGCAUAUUUAGUUUGUAUAAAAUAUUGUUUUUCCUGAAGGCAAUUAUAUAUGUGUGUGUGAAACAGUAAAAUAAACUACAUCAAUCCACAUGUUAGAGAACAGGAAGAAAUUGUUUUGUGUUAUGAUUACAAGGAAUGUAGAAAAAUAUCUGAAAUAUAGAAUUAAAAACAAAACUAAAACUGAAGCCUAAAUAUUGGUUAAAUUAAAUCUGGACAACCACAAGAUAUUU
Molecule: messenger RNA, 4323 nt
Organism: Pantherophis guttatus
Lineage: Eukaryota; Metazoa; Chordata; Lepidosauria; Squamata; Colubridae
Gene: STX19
Product: syntaxin 19
Biological process (GO): exocytosis; intracellular protein transport; synaptic vesicle fusion to presynaptic active zone membrane
Cellular component (GO): endomembrane system; SNARE complex; plasma membrane
Molecular function (GO): SNARE binding; SNAP receptor activity
Source: RefSeq, a predicted model, not a curated record